CUUCGGAGUCCCGCCCGCUGGAUUCGAGGACCCGCUUGGAUGCUUCGCCUCCGAGCGCCCUCGGAAGAUGGGCCGGCAGCCACGCGCGUAAAGACACCUAGGGGUUACCAGUCUCCAAGGCAGACCCGGAGGGCUCGGCCCGGGAUUCCGCGGCGGAGGAAAUGGCUUCCAGCCCGCUGCCGGGGCCCAACGACAUCCUGCUGGCAUCGCCGUCGAGCGCCUUCCAGCCCGAAGCGCUGAGCCAGCCGCGGCCGGGCCACGCCAACCUCAAACCCAACCAGGUGGGCCAGGUGAUCCUCUACGGCAUUCCCAUCGUGUCAUUGGUGAUCGACGGGCAGGAGCGCCUGUGCCUGGCACAGAUCUCCAACACUCUCCUCAAGAACUUCAGCUACAACGAGAUCCACAACCGUCGUGUGGCGCUGGGCAUCACGUGCGUGCAGUGCACGCCGGUGCAGCUGGAGAUCCUGCGGCGCGCCGGGGCCAUGCCCAUCUCAUCGCGCCGCUGCGGCAUGAUCACCAAGCGUGAGGCCGAGCGCUUGUGCAAGUCGUUCCUGGGCGAAAACAGGCCGCCCAAGCUGCCCGACAACUUCGCCUUCGACGUGUCUCACGAGUGCGCCUGGGGCUGCCGCGGUAGCUUCAUCCCCGCGCGCUACAACAGCUCCCGCGCCAAGUGCAUCAAAUGCAGCUACUGCAACAUGUACUUCUCACCUAACAAGUUCAUCUUCCACUCCCACCGUACUCCCGACGCCAAGUACACGCAGCCGGACGCAGCCAACUUCAACUCCUGGCGCCGUCAUCUCAAGCUCACCGACAAGAGUCCCCAGGACGAGCUAGUCUUCGCCUGGGAGGACGUCAAGGCCAUGUUCAACGGCGGUAGCCGAAAGCGCGCGCUGCCCCAGCCCGGCGCGCACCCCGCCUGCCACCCGCUCAGCUCGGUCAAGGCGGCCGCCGUGGCAGCGGCGGCUGCGGUGGCUGGAGGCGGGGGACUGCUGGGUCCGCACCUGCUGGGGGCGCCCCCGCCCCCGCCGCCGCCGCCACCCCUGGCCGAGCUGGCGGGCGCGCCCCACGCCCAUCACAAGCGGCCGCGCUUCGACGACGACGACGACUCGUUGCAGGAGGCGGCCGUUGUGGCCGCCGCCAGUCUCUCGGCCGCCGCCGCCAGCCUCUCUGUGGCCGCGGCCUCGGGCGGCGCCGGGGCGGGAGGGGGCGGCGCCGGGGGCGGCUGCGUGACCAGCGUUGGCGCCGGCGCCGGCGCGGGCGCGGCGGCUGGCGCCAAAGGCCCGCGCAGCUACCCGGUCAUCCCGGUGCCCAGCAAGGGCUCGUUCGGGGGCGUGCUGCAGAAGUUUCCCGGCUGCGGGGGGCUCUUCCCGCAUCCUUACACCUUCCCGGCCGCAGCCGCCGCUUUCGGCUUGUGCCAUAAGAAGGAGGACGCGGGCGCUGCGGCCGAGGCCCUGGGGGGCGCGGGCAGCGCGGGCGCGGCGCCCAAGGCCGGCCUGUCCGGCCUCUUCUGGCCCGCGGGCCGCAAGGACGCUUUCUACCCGCCCUUCUGCAUGUUCUGGCCUCCGCGGACCCCAGGCGGGCUUCCCGUGCCCACCUACCUGCAGCCCCCGCCCCAGCCGCCCUCGGCUCUCGGCUGCGCGCUUGGAGAAAGCCCCGCCUUGCUGCGCCAGGCCUUCCUGGACCUGGCCGAGCCCGGCGGCGCGGGUGGGAGCGCUGAUGCCGCUCCCCCGCCAGGUCAGCCCCCUCCGGUCGUGGCCAACGGCCCGGGCUCCGGCCCUCCGCCAUCGGCUGGGGGCGCGGGUGCUCGCGACACUCUCUUCGAGUCGCCCCCGGGCGGCAGCGGCGGGGACUGCAGCGCGGGCUCCACGCCGCCAGCCGACCCCGGCGCCGUGUCCGGUGCAGGGGCCGCGGCCGCCGGCGCGGGCCCCGCGGGAGCCCGAGUGCCCGCACCCCACCAUCCGCACCUCCUGGAGGGGCGUAAGGCAGGCGGAGGCAGCUACCACCAUUCGAGCGCCUUCCGGCCGGUGGGCGGCAAGGACGACGCGGAGAGCCUGGCCAAGCUGCACGGGGCGUCAGCGGGAGCGCCACACUCGGCCCAAGCGCAUCACCACCAUCACCAUCACCACCCGCACCACCACCAUCAUCAUCACCCCCCGCAGCCGCCGUCACCGUUGCUGCUCCUGCCCCCGCAGCCCGACGAGCCGGGUUCUGAGCGCCACCACCCGGCCCCGCCGCCGCCCCCGCCCCCGCCGCCCCCGCUGGCCUUGCAGCCGCACCACCGAGGCCUUCUGUCCCCCGGGGGCACCAGCUGCAGCUACCCCAGCGAGGACAGCUCCGAGGACGAGGACGACGAGGAAGAAGAGCAGGAGGUGGACGUGGAGGGCCACAAACCCCCCGAGGGCGAAGAAGAGGAGGAAGAAGGUCGAGACCCCGACGACGACGAGGAGGAAGACGAGGAGACGGGGAUCCUGCUAGGGGACCCCUUAGUCGGGGGCGGCCGCUACCUCCAGGGCCGAGGGCUGUCAGAGAAGGCGAGCAGCCGGGACCGCGCACCGGCCGCGACGGGCGCUUUCCCACUCGCCCUGAACUCCUCCAGGCUGCUGCAGGAGGACGGGAAGCUGGGCGACCCCAGCGGCUCAGACCUGCCCCCGCCCCCGCCCCCGCCUCUGGCCUCCCAGAAAGCUGGCGGCGGCGGUGGCAGCAGCCCGGGCAGCCCGGUCCACCAUCCAUCACUGGAGGAGCAGCCCUCCUACAAAGAUAAUCAGAAAACUAAGGAAAAUAACCAAGUUAUUUUACCUACAAAGGAUGACAGCAACUUUUCAGAUAAGAACAAGGAUCAUAGCUUUUUCAUCACAGACUCUGAUGCUUCCGGAGGAGAUUUUUGGAGAGAAAGAUCAGGUGAACACACACAAGAAACAAAUUCACCUCAUUCACUCAAAAAGGAUGUCGAAAAUAUGGGGAAAGAAGAACUUCAGAAGGUUUUAUUUGAACAAAUAGAUUUACGGAGACGACUAGAACAAGAAUUCCAAGUGUUAAAAGGAAAUACGUCUUUCCCAGUAUUCAAUAAUUUCCAGGAUCAGAUGAAAAGGGAACUAGCCUACCGAGAAGAAAUGGUGCAGCAAUUACAAAUCAUCCCCUAUGCAGCAAGCUUGAUCAGGAAAGAAAAGCUUGGUGCCCAUCUCAGCAAAAGCUAAAAGCCUUCCCGAAAUCUGGCUUUCGGUGAGCUACUGACAGACGGUGAUGUGAACAAUUGCAGGCAACACAGACCUUGGAGAACGUCUUCUGUAGGAAGAGUCAUUCGUUCCUUCCCUAAACCAAUCACUGUUUCUCUAGAGUUGAAGCCAAGUUCGAGGUCACAUCCCUGGCAACAAUUUGAAAAACAAAUAUUCCAGGCUUCUCAGGAAGACAGUAAAAAUUCAUUGGCUGUAUUCAGAACAUACCUAAACAUUUCAAAAGCAACUUUUUGCUUAUGCAGAAGACAUAUGUAAUUGUUAGAAUUGAAGGGAUGUCAAAACUAAGGCUUGCUGUUUCUGUGACAAUACAUUAGGAUGACCUAACAACUGGAAUUGCUAAAUCAGGGAAAAACUCCGAUGUCAGAGGGAGCAUUUGUAAGUGCUCAUGGCCAACUAGGAUUGUGGUCAUUUAUCAGUGUGACCCAUUCCUAUCAGAAUCAUUCUGCCCCAUCCUUCCCUCUGGAACUUCCCUCUGGAAUAUUUCCAACUUAAUAGAAUCCAUUGGCGAAAAGAAUUCUGCACAACGCGGGUGUGUGGUUCCUGUUCUUCCCUUCAUGACUCUUUUCUGCAUAUCACAAGCCUCCUCUGUCCUUGUACAAAUGGCAGUCCCACGUCUUGUCCUCAUCUUUAUUAGUGAUAAUCUUCAGAAUUUGUCUUAAAUAAUGAUGAUUAUGUCACUCAUAUUUCAUCAGGAGCUCAAAACUAUUUCCAAGACAGUCUCUCAUUCAUAUGCUUUCCCUUCAUUUUACACACGAGGAACUGAGGUACGGAGAAGAGAGAUGUGGCAUUUUAUGUCCACGUUGCAAAGCUGCGAAGAGAUCCCAGGGCUCCUGACUUUCGAUUCAGUGCCCACUUGCCCCUAGUGCAUGCACUUCCUGUCCUCUGUAAGCAGAUGUUUCUGCAAGAAAGACAGUCAAAUAAUCAGUCAUUGUGUUUCCAUAUCCAUGAAGUUCUACCAAGUGGGCCUGUGAGUUGGCUCUGGUCUAUAUAUUCAAGCAUUCUUAAGUCUGAAGUUGACGUUGGACAGUUUCCUUCUCAUUAGAGCGGACAGGUUCGCACCAGUUGUGUGAAAUGAAUAAUUUUACAACAGUCAGACUUCACUAAAUCUUAACUCAGAAUACCAAGGCAAUCAAGGCAGGAAUCACCCAAAUUAAUGCUGAUAAACUCAUAGGUAUAAUAAUUUGAAAAUGUCAAAUUCUCUUUCAAGUCAAAGAGAAUAUAUUAGGAUGUGUUUUUCAAUAACAUUUUUAUUGAAGUAUGAUACAUAUUCAUCAAAGCUCAAAAAUCAAGUCAUGAAGUCAACAAAUCAAAACUCAAUGGAUUUUCACAAGAUGAACCUACUUAGGCUUCCAGCACCCAGAGAGCCACCUUGCACCCCUGUCCAGUUAUUCCUCCACUCAACAAAGAUCAGCUUUGCCUGGUUUUGAACUUUAGCAAAGGACCUUGUACAGAACAUUGUUUUGUAUCUGGCUUCUUUUACUCCUCAUUUAUGAUAUUCAUCCAUUAUAAUGUAGUUUGAUCUCCACUCAGGAACUUCAAUAAACUCUUUUUAUUCCUUCUUAUUCCCCAACUCAUCUUCUUUGCUUAUGACGACUGCUCUUAUACCUACAAAAUGAAGACUGCCCAGAAACCAUGCCUCUGAUGGUGACAUCGCAUACAGCUAGGUGGAAAAAAAAAAAAGAUUGAUUUGUGUUUAGUAACUAAUGCUUCCUUCAUGCUGAUUUUGUUUCCAUCCUUGCAGACAACAGGGAUUUCUCUAAGUAGACCCUGGUGCUUUCAGAAGAUUAGUGGUUACUUAAAUGCUGAGCUAAAUCAGCCAAGCAGAGAAUCACGACCAUAUUGUUAGAGGCAGUGUUUGAUUCUCAACAUGCCAAGCCUGCAAGGAAUUACCCCAAGAGAGAUUACAAAAUAAAAAUCAUUACACCAAGGGAGAGAGACAAAUUCUGCCUUGCUGAGUGACCACAGGUUUCCAAAUUAGGGACUGAUGCAUUAAUGUCUUAUGCAAGAGUGACCCUUAAGGUAGUGUGCUGUGUUCUUGCCACCCAGUGGAUUCCAAUAUGACUAUUAAGAGGAGGAAGCUUUUCAAAACCACAGGCAAUCCACUUAAUAAGCUGAGCAAGUAUCGCCACAUAUCACUGCUCUACAAAUCUUUUUUGCCCUACCUUAGGAUGUAAGAAAUUCCAUGUUGAGUCAAAAUAAGGUUCCACCCAGACCAGGUUACUAACUGCAUAAUUCCAUUAGAAGAGCCAAAUUGUUGUUCUUAACAAUGCCAACCCUAAAAUUUAAGCACGUGCACCGAAUACUCUUAGCUUUCCCUUGAUAACUCCUUAAAGACCCAUUACCAAUGGAUUUAUCUAAACCUUUCUUCAACCUAGGCAUGUCCCCUUUGGGGCAAUGAAUUCUAUUUGUUUAGCUACCAGCUGUGUUAAGUGUAGUUUGCUUUCUUUCUGUAUCUUCAAACCACCUCCUAAAACAAGCCCUAGUAGACUAGCCAUUGGGCUGCUUUGCGUAUUUGUUUCAUUGUAAGCUCACAGUACAACGAAAAUGAUUCGAAAAAAAUUUUCAAAAUGUUAUGUGCAUUUGUCCUUGCAUCAAGGACUGUUUUUCACACCAGAAUUAUUCCUGAGAGUCUCUCUUACCUGAGGUUGUUUCCAUGCCCCAUGUCCUGCCCAGACACCCAGUGUGAUCUUUGUGAAAUCCGCACCACCAAAAAAGUGCCAUGAUGUCAGCAGCAAUUUAAUCAUUACGUUCUUUUUCUUCCGAGCAUCUUUUGACAUUAUACAGAUGUCAUCCGUGUAGCUAGAUGAAGCACCCAGGUCUUUCAGUCAUUCUACAGAAGUGGAAAGUGGAUUCUGGGAAAUGGCUUGUUCGUAGUCAUACAGAAACUCGUGACCAAGCCAGAAAUAAUAGUAACUAUCAUCUGUUUAGCACUGAUUAUGCCAGACAUUGGGCUAAAUUCUUUGCCACAUUAUCUAUCUCUUUUGAACAUUCCAACUCUAGAAGGUAGAUCCUAUUGUCAUCCCCAUUCAUACAUGGGAACCCCGAGGUUCAGUGGGACCACUCAGCUAGCACGUGGCAGAACCAGGACUCAAUUCAGGUCCAUGUGACUCUAUUCCACUUCUCUGUCUCCCAAGGAUCAUUGGGUUUGUUUGGAGGGAGUCUGGCUUCUAAAUCUGACACUGCUGCCCCAUAUUAUCUUGGAUAAUAUCAUACAAUCUCUUUGAGGCUCACUCUCAUCAAUAAAAUGUAGGUGGCCAAACCUGAUCAAAGUCUCUGCCAGUUCUAAAAUGUUGACCACCACUCUUGCAUACCAGACAUCUGCCAUACUCUCUCUCCUUUCCCACAAAGGGGCUGCUUUUAUUAAAGUAUGCUCAAGACCAUAUAUAACACCCAAGGGCAUGACUAACCUACUUUUGCCUUGUGUCUGCGUUUUCUUCAUCACAGAUUACUCCUUCCUCCCACCUUCUGGAGAGUUUGAGGAUUUUUUUUUUCCCUAUACUGACAACAUCUACCUCUUUGAUUUGUGUCUCGUAACUAAUUGUUAGUUUUCUUCAUUUCUGGAAUAAUUGCUACAAAAAUCACUGCAAGAAAAAGGUCUUAAAAUGAUGUAGAGGGAUUGUAACGGAACACUCUGUGUCUUCCUUUUAUAUAGAUCAAAGGCAAAGGGAGGGAAUAGCAUAUCCAUUUCUCUCCUCUGUAGUCAGACCUAUAGGACCAGGUUCUUUCAAGAGUUUCCAUCGAGAUUGACAAUGUGCUCCUAGUCUGCUCAAGGCUUUGUGUCAAUUCUUUUAUUUAAUCUCCAAAACAACCCAUUGAGAGAAGGUCCACUGCUCUCACCAUAUGCUACAGCUGAGAAAACUGACACGCAGAGAGCUGAGUAUGUUGUCUGUGGUCUUGCUGUGAGCAAGUGGCAGGAUCCGAGCCAGGCUGCCUGGCUCUGCCACCCCACACUCAUCUGCUCUCCUGUGAUCCGUACCAGGAGAUUGUGGCCUGACCCGCAUCCUCUAUCAUCAGUUGUAAACACGCAGUUAAUAGCCAAUCCGAUGGUUUUGUUGCUGUUGAGUCACAAAAACUCCAGCCAUGCUUCUACGGUUGCCCUGACCCCCCAGGACAAGAAAUAUAGAUGUUAACUUGGGCAAUCCAGCCAAAGCCAAAGCAGGGCACUGGCGCAUGAAAUUCUGUCUGCCCCUUUCACCACAGGCUGUCUUAAGCAAACUGGAGCUUCUAGAACCUAGCAAACAUGACUUUCCUGUAAAGGAGGCAUCGCAAGCCAGCAUACUCUGAUCUAAUAGCUCUACUUUGGCUCAGUGUCAGCAGAGAUGCAUAAACUAAGAGAGCAGGCAAAUAUAUGUACAAAGGAAGAUGCUUUCAAGUCAGCAUUUCAAUAUUUCAUCCAAACUGUACCAAAAAUGUCUUCUUUCAGGAUACACUAAAUGUUACUUGAUGUGUUUUUAAACUCUCUGACUAUUUGGGGCUGAAGUUGUCAUUCUGCAUUUCUUGUUCUAUCCCAGGUGCACAGAAUCACUUACUCUUGUUCUCUUGUAAGAUACAGCCUGUCACUGAGCACUUCUGACCCACAUAAAGACUGCGAAUUGAAAGGGCUUGGGAAUCAAAUACAAAAUCAGGUUCGGGAGAACCCAAGGACAAGUGACCUCAAAGCAGCAUGGACAACCAUGUAAAAUAGACUGUAGCGGCCAUUCAUUAGUGGGGGGGAGGGGGGAGCCAACCAGAGCAGUCAAUGCUUGUCGCAUCUUUUGGUGGAACCAAAGUUUGAGUCUUUGUGUUUUUCAAGGCCAACUGAACCCAGAGCGUGGGAGUGCUGUUAGCCAACCGGGGUGGGAAAUCUGUGGACGGUCCCAAGUGAACUCAGUGCUGCACACUCGGAGAGGGUGGCUCUGCAAGACUGUCUUUUACACUGGAAGACGUGAUUCUUGGUGGAAACACAAGACCUGUCCUAGGAGUGGGGAUCACAUUUCGACAGCUGGGACGGCAUCAGCCGCACAAACCUGCUUUUCACAACAAACUGGACAGACUUAGACGUGGCCCCUUCCUCUCUGGUACUUUGCCUGCUGUAUGAAUGAAGAUUGUAUUCCUCUGGAAAUAUUUUACAGUUUAAUAUUGAGUGUAAUUAAGAAUAUAAUCAUGUUAUCAAAAAUGGUAUUUAACUCUGUUGUAGUUUCUUUAACAUUCAUGUGGAUAAAAAAAAAGUCUAUAAUAAAAAGACUAUGAAGUAA
Messenger RNA from Felis catus (domestic cat), 8467 nucleotides. RefSeq names its product SKI family transcriptional corepressor 2 (gene SKOR2). The record is from RefSeq and is a predicted model, not a curated record. Gene Ontology annotation, cellular component: transcription regulator complex; nucleus. The coding region runs from base 162 to 3194 and encodes 1010 amino acids. NCBI's taxonomy places the organism in Eukaryota, Metazoa, Chordata, Mammalia, Carnivora, Felidae. Gene Ontology annotation, biological process: negative regulation of transcription by RNA polymerase II; negative regulation of BMP signaling pathway. Gene Ontology annotation, molecular function: DNA-binding transcription factor activity, RNA polymerase II-specific; RNA polymerase II cis-regulatory region sequence-specific DNA binding; SMAD binding. The transcript is spliced from 9 exons.